Messenger RNA from Annulohypoxylon truncatum, 855 nucleotides. Its product is annotated as SnoaL-domain-containing protein. Bases 1 to 855 code for a protein of 284 amino acids. The record is from RefSeq and is a predicted model, not a curated record. The transcript has a single exon. Gene Ontology annotation, biological process: polyketide metabolic process. Lineage: Eukaryota; Fungi; Ascomycota; Sordariomycetes; Xylariales; Hypoxylaceae.
AUGGCCGAUAUCGAGCAAAUCUACAGAUGCAUCAUCAAAAGCGUCAACCAAAAGAAAUGGGAGGAUUUGCCAAGAUAUAUGACCUCUCACCUCGUCAGAAACGGCCAAGACUAUACGCCCGAGAGUUAUGCCGCAGAGAUAAAGUCCUUCGGCGGCAACGGUGCAUCCGUCACGCUGACGGUGGACGUCCUCAUCGUCGACCAAGCAUCGCAACGUCUUGCCUCGACUCUGCUCGUGAAGGCCGAAGAGGCGAAUGCGAACGACAACAAUAGCGCCCAGCCAAUCUCAUUUACUGAGCAGCAGUUUGUUUGGUUCAAGGAUGGGAAGGUAUCCACGAUGUUUACGCUGGCAGACGGCGAAGAGAUGCUGCGCCAACUCUCCGAGCCUGAAUACCAGUACACGCCAGACCUUAUCAGCCUCCAGCCGCUGCCGCCGAGCCAACCCGUAGUAAAACUCUCCGCCGGCGAAUUGGAAGAGACGUACAGGGCGUACAUCCGCUGCAUAAGCGGGCAAACAAUGGAGACGGACCUGCACAAGUUCUGUCACCCCCAAACGAUCCACAACACCAAGACCUUGACGUUGGACCAGUACAAGCUCCUGAUACAGAACGCGCGCACGGCAAUCCCAGACAUCGUCUUCGGCCUGCACACCGUGAUCGCGGACGAGAAGUCUCAGCUCGUCGCCGUGCGCCUCGAGCUCACGGGCACGCCAGUCGGGAUCAUGGCAGGCGCAAAACCGAACGGCCGCCACGUCAACUUCUGCGAGCACGUCACCUACCUCUUCCAGGAAGGCAAGAUAGCACGCAUAUGGAGCAUUCUGGACAAAGAGUCGUAUCGCCGACAGCUGUCGGCUUAA